GCUUUAUAAAAGAUCGACACUCAUGGAUAUGCCUUCUGUGCGGCAUGCAAGAUUGCAAUGGCAGGUGUUUAUUAUCCUAAUAAAAGUGUGCGCAUGUUUCACCGAUGUGGAUCCUCUGUCCAUUGCAACUGCGACGGGAUUGCAAACAAAUGGAGAUACAUUCAAAAUCGACGGCCGUGCGAUUGUACCUGGAGUGAGGCUGCAAGACUGGAUUUCAACUGCCCGUGUUAUUGUCGAGGGAGAGGAACACGUCGGGUUUUUCAGAAUUGAUGGAAGCUUCACUGUCAACGAUGUGCCACCAGGGUCCUACGUUGUCCAAGUGAUUUCACCGUCAUACAGAUUUGAACCUGUCCGAGUUGACAUCACAACUAAAGGAAAAAUGAGAGCACGCCUUGUGAACUACAUCAAGCCAUCAGAGGUAGUGAGAUUUCCGUAUCCACUUCAGAUGAGGUCUAUAGGCCCGCACUCAUACUUUGUGAAGCGUGAGACCUGGGGCUGGUCUGAUUUCCUCAUGAACCCAAUGGUCAUGAUGAUGGUGCUGCCUUUAGUGAUAAUCCUCCUCCUGCCUAAAGUUGUGAACACAAAUGAUCCAGAGAUGAGAAGGGAAAUGGAGCAGUCAAUGAACAUGCUCAACCCCAACCAUGAAUUGCCAGAUGUUUCAGAAUUCAUGACCAAGCUCUUCUCCUCAAAGACCCCCACCAAGACUGGAGGUGCUGGUGGUCGGGGUCCAAAGGGAGGAGCAACCAAAAGGAGGUAGUGCUGACCUUUGACCCAGUGAAAAGCACCUUUAUCCCAGUCCUGUUCCUGGCCUCGGCCUGCAAAGAAUUAAGCUUAUUACACUGACCUAUGGUUCCCUACAGUAUAUGGAAACAUGCAUUACGGCUUCAAUUGUUUUAAGAGUCCCUUAAUUUCGGAAGGUAUGUCUUAAGUUUUCCCUGUUGGCAAGUGGUAGCCAUAUCCUGAAAUAUAACUGAAUCCUUGGCUUGCUUGCCUAAAAAUCCUUCUCUUCUGGAUCCAUCAUGUCAGGAGGAUAACUUAGGAUAAGCUGUGUUUCUUUAGGCAAAGCUGAUACGUUUGGAUUUUCAAAUAUGUAUUAUGACAUUGUACAUUGUCUUCCCAGUUUGCAAUGUUUAGGGAAACUGUUAUAAUCAAUCUUUGGACUGAAACAUCAUGUUGCACUCAGUUACAGGACAAAAUGAAAAACUUAUUGGCUUUUAAGCUUAGCAUAGAUCAUUUGUAGUCUUAAUUUUGAAGCAUUUUAAAGUUACAAUGCAAACAAUGAUAAUCUUAAGGACCCUUGGGUGUUUAGAAUGCUUUUCUUUAUACUCAUGAUGGGUUCUUUUGCCUCUCUCUGGUUUCAUGUUUGUUAGCAAACAUCUUUCAUCGCCUCCUUUCAUAUUGACUUCAACCUUAGUGUUUCCUGUGAAGUCAUCUGCCAACAAUUACGCUUUACAAUCAUCGAUAUCAAUUGAGUUUUAUGAGUGCCGAUAGUGUAGAAAAAGCAUUAAUAAUGCAUUGGUGGUGGUGGCAUAUAGGACUGGAAGUUUUCUGUUGAUAGAAAGAGAAAAGAGAUAAAAAGAGAAUUUAUGGAUAUUUUUGGAUAUAUAGAUUCAUAAAUGCAAAAGAUUAUUUAUUAACAUAAACUUCGCUGGAGUGUGGAUAUUGAAUAAAUGUAACUUAUUUAAUGCUAAGAUAAAUAAAUUAUUUGAAGUA
This is a messenger RNA of Sardina pilchardus (European sardine), 1713 nucleotides long. RefSeq names its product ER membrane protein complex subunit 7-like. Gene Ontology annotation, cellular component: EMC complex. The transcript has 5 exons. Bases 23 to 757 code for a protein of 244 amino acids. Gene Ontology annotation, molecular function: carbohydrate binding. The record is from RefSeq and is a predicted model, not a curated record. NCBI's taxonomy places the organism in Eukaryota, Metazoa, Chordata, Actinopteri, Clupeiformes, Clupeidae.